AGAGUUCUUGGUUUCCUUCUCUUUCUCACAUGCAGGAAUCAAGUCCUCAUACUUAGAAUCUGAAGAGAGAAAUGGCCAGUGACAGGGUCCAUGCAGCUUUACCUGACCCUCCCAGUCAAAGUGAAGAGGAGAACAAAGAAGAGAAGGUUUUUGGGAAUAUCUUUGCAGAGUUAGAAUCUGUGGACCUGCCUCUGGGAACCACCUUAAGGUCUAUUUACGAUGACCAGCCCAACGCCCACAAGCGCUUCAUGGAAAAGCUGGAUGCCAGGAUAAGGAACCAUGACCGUGAGAUUGAGAAGAUGUGCAAUUUCCACCACCAGGGCUUCGUGGACGCCAUCACAGAGCUCCUCAAAGUCCGUGCUGAUGCUGAGAAGCUGAUGGGUCAAGUGACAGACACUAAUCGAAGGCUACAAGAAGCUGGGAGGGAGGUGACAGCUCAGACAGAGGAGGUGAUUCGCUGUCGAAUCCAGCAGAGGAAUAUGGCCACCACUGUGGAGAAGCUCCAGCUCUGUAUACCAGUGCUAGAAAUGUACAGCAAACUAAAGGAGCAGCUGGAGUCCAAAAGAUAUUAUGCUGCGUUGAAAACCAUGGAGCAGCUGGAGAAAGUCUUCAUUCCCAGGGUUAGUCAGUACAGGUUCUGUCAGAUCAUGGCAGAAAACCUGCCCAGACUAAGAGAGGAGAUUAAGGAGAUCUCCAUGUCAGACCUCAAGGACUUCCUGGAGAGCAUCAGAAAACACUCUGACAAGGUUGGAGAGACUGCCAUGAGACAGGCACAACAGCACAGGACCUUUAACAGUGCAGUGGCCAAGCAGGCCACCGUGGGCCACUACACCAAGCCUGUGUACUCCCUCAACGGACAGACACACACUCACAAUGGCCUGAUGAUGGACGACGACACAGGAGAUGAGGAGGAAGCAGAUGAAGAGGUUCUCACAGCUCAGGACCUGGUGGACUUCUCACCUGUCUACAGGUGUUUACACAUUUACACUGUGCUGGGCGACCGAGAAACAUUUGAGAACUACUACAGGAAACAGAGGAAAAAACAGGCCCGACUAGUGCUGCAGCCACAGGCUAACAUGCACGAGACAGUGGAAGGCUACAGAAGAUACUUUAAUCAGAUUGUUGGGUUCUUUGUCGUGGAGGACCAUAUCCUCCAUGCCACGCGGGGGCUGGUGACCAGAGCUUUCACUGAUGAAUUGUGGAACAUGGCCCUGUCCAAGAUCAUCGCUGUGCUCCGCACACACUCUUCCUACUGUGAUGACCCAGACCUGGUCCUGGAGCUGAAGAACCUCAUAGUCAUAUUUGCUGACACACUACAGGGUUAUGGUUUCCCAGUGAACCGGCUGUUUGACCUGCUGUUUGAGGUACGAGACCAGUACAACGAAACUCUGCUGAAGAAGUGGGCACUGGUUUUCAGGGAGAUCUUUGAGUUGGACAACUACAGUCCCAUCCCAGUGGAGACAGAGGAGGAGUAUAUACUGGUAGUCAGCCGCUUUCCCUUCCACGAUGCUGAGAUAGAGAAGCAGGACUUUCCAAAGAAGCUGCCAAUGUCUCAGUCUGUCCCUCAGAUCUACACACAGGUCAAAGAAUUAAUUUAUGCCAGCCUCAAGUUCUCUGAGUCACUACACCGGAGUUCAACAGAGAUUGACGACAUGUUGCGGAAAUCAACCAACCUGCUGCUGACAAGAACGCUCAGCAGCUGUCUGCAAAACCUCAUCAAGAAGCCUCACAUAGGGCUGACUGAGCUGGUGCAGAUCAUCAUUAACACCACCCACCUGGAGCAGGCCUGCAAGUACCUGGAGGAGUUUAUAACAAACAUCACCAAUGUCUCCCCCGAAACAGUACACACCACAAGACUCUAUGGCUUGUCCACGUUCAAGGAUGCCCGUCAUGCAGCGGAGGGAGAGAUUUACACCAAACUCAACCAGAAGAUCGAUGAGUUUAUCCAGCUGGCAGACUAUGAAUGGGGUAUGGCCGAGUCGGACGGCCGUGCCUCUGGAUACCUCAUGGACUUGAUCAACUUCCUGCGUUCCACCUUCCAGGUCUUCACACACCUCCCGAAUAACAACAAUGACCAUGCGUCGAUGUCGGGUAAAGUGGCCCAGACAGCUUGUAUGUCAGCCUGCAAGCAUCUGUCCACAUCACUGAUGCAGAUGCUGCUGGACACAGAACUCAAACAGAUCAGUAUGGGAGCCAUUCAGCAAUUCAACCUGGACGUCAUUCAGUGUGAAUUGUUUGCCAGUUCAGAGCCGGUCCCUGGCUUUCAGGGAGACACUCUCCAGCUGGCCUUCAUCGACCUACGACAGCUCCUGGACCUGUUCAUGGUGUGGGACUGGUCAACUUACCUGGCAGACUAUGGCCAACCAACCUCCAAAUACCUGAGAGUGAACCCAGCCACUGCCCUGGCUCUACUGGAGAAGAUGAAGGACACCAGUAAGAAGAACAACAUCUUCUCUCAGUUCAGGAAGAACGACAGAGACAAACAGAAACUGAUCGAGACUGUAGUCAAACAGCUUAGGAGCCUGGUCAACGGCAUGUCCUCCUAAACACACACACACACACACACACACACACACACACACACACACACACACACACACAGGAGUGAUGUGUGUGUCAGAAAGAGAUGUAAAGAAUGACAUUUGCAUGCAGUCACAUGCACACACCGAACUGCCAAGACACUCACAGAGAACAGAAGUUUUCACACAUGUAAUGACACACACCAUGACAGUGGCUUACAGAAGAACCACACAGGGAAUUUACAGACACAUAGAAACACAAAAGGGACUGAUAGAUAGACAUACACACACAUAACGUAAAGGCACAGCAAUACACAUACUGUACAAGGCAUGCAGGGAACAGACUCCUAGCAAACACACACAAAGUCAUAUCCUCUCCUUACUGUUAUACCUGACUGAAUACUCAAUGUAAAUAACACACACUCAUACUAAACAGCUUACUGGACUCUUCACAGGAAUGAACAGUAAAAUGUUUGUAAAGUAUUUUUAAUGGCGCUGAUAAGACAAACUAUGUUUUGUACAUUAGUGAGAGUGUAAUGAUUGUAGCUGCCGAGGGAGAUUGGGAUAGCAGCGGAAGUGACACGAGUACUGGGACAAUGAGGUCAAAGGUCAACACAUGUAAAGGGAAUAAAACAUUUUCCUUUUAUCAGAAACUCAUGUUACACAGUCAACAUCAUCUACUCAGAAUUACUUUUGAGCACUUUUGUCUUCCUUGGACGAAGAUGGAAGCUGCACAAUUAAUCAAAUUUUAAUCGUGAUCACGAUUUUGGCCCGCCACGAUUAAAUUAACCUGAUUGUCGGCGAUAUUUCCAUUUUAAAAUUUGGCUCUCUUGCAUAUCUAAUCAAGCACUUUCUACACCAGUAGUCCACCAACCACCAGGGGGCGACGCAUAGUUAAGAUUUCACGUAGCUGCCUAAAUAAAUAACGAGCGAGCGCUAAGCAGGAUGUGACGUAGUACUCUACACGACAACAACAUGCGCCAUUUGUAAAAGCCGGCGAAGCAGUGUUGCCAACUUAGAAACUUUGUUGCUAUAUUUAGCGACUUUUCAGACGUCCUUAGCGACAAUUUUAAAAUAAAAAAAAGCGACUGGCAACAAAUCCAGUGACUUUUUCUGCUGUUAUUGGAGACUUUUGGAGUGGAAGCGGCACAGUCCUCCUGCAGCAGUCUUUCCCAGCUGCAGAGCCAGAGGGGAUGUUAACCCCUUAGCGUCCAGUCUGCAAAUUGCUUAUAGGCUAACAGUUAGCUCUGUAGCAGUACAGUGUGUAUGUGUUGCUGCUGCAGGAGGUGUUCACUUAGCGAUCUCUGUUUGUUUACAACAAGCACCAGACACUCUGUGCACACACCAAAAACUGUUCCUAUUGUUUGUUUAAAAGUAGUGGAAUAAAAAUACAGAUGUUUUCCCUAACAUGAUGAAUAAUCGUGAUUAAUAAUCGUGAUUACAAUAUUGAUCAAAAUAAUCGUGAUUAUCAUUUUGGCCGUAAUCGUGCAGCCCUAAUGGAAUGUAUUUGCUUGCAUUUCAAAAUGAAGGAUUACAAUUCUUUUGUUAAUCUACAGACAUCAAGCUGUUGGUGACUUAUUCAGUUACAACACAAAUAAAAAUCUUGUAUCUGAUGAACGUCUUGUAGAUUUAACAAAAGAUAGACGAAUGAUUUAAUGAUAGUUAUAGGCAAAAUAAAAGGAUAGAGCUCAAUAUUGACCAAUUCAGACAACAUGUCCACACGUAAAUAGUACAUUUACACACACACAAGAAUUCCGGUUACACAGGUCAUCAGAGUAGUACCCUAUUUACUGUAAAGGAAAAGUCUUUCUGAUUAACCAGGCUUGAACUAUAUAGCAGGUUUCUCUUAGAGACCUAGUAUAGAAACCAGCUUCCUCGCCUAAAUGACAUCAAAAAACAAAGAUUACUGUAAUCUAGUUUUGAUUUUCUAGUCCCAUUUAUCGAUUUAUACUUUAACUGGAUGAAGGAUUUUAGUCAACGGACCUGGAUCAGAGAGAAAUGCUGAGCAAACGUUGCCAGUAGCUUGGCUCCAGUCCCUCCACCGAUGUGCCAAAAGGCAUUGUAGAACCACCAGUAUUUAAGGUGAAACUGCUUUAUUCAAUAUUUUACUGGUUUUAAUCAGCAUGUCCAUUUGUUUUGGAGACCUCUGUGGAUAAAUUGGCUCCCGUUUAAAACCUCCAACCACAAUUAACAUGAAAAGAAUUCCUACCGUAAGAAACCAACUGCAAUGACGUCAUUGCUUCAUCUUGUGUAACUGUUUUGAUCAAGAGACCAUUGUAUGGUUUGGCAGACCGAGCUAACUCAUUGUCUCAAUACUUCACCUGUCAGUACUGUGUAUGUGUGUGUGCAGAGACAAAGUGGUGCCGAGCUCAUGGAUGGAUGGAGAAAUAGAUGAAUGGAUGAUGACGUCUUGAAUGACUGAUGUUCAUGGGGGAAAAAGUGAAGUUUUCUUGACCUCGUUGGUGACUUUGCUUCCUGUUGGUCUUCUUUUCUGCCUCAAGUUGAAUAUUUAAACCCUCUGAGACAGUCUCACAGUGACUGAACAUUGAGUUCGGAACAUGGCAAAGAAAAGUAAGGAAAGGGAGGGGGGCUUCUUCAGUAAUUCUCUGCACAUGAGAAUGUCAAAAAUGAAGUCAUCGGAGGUGGAUUUUUAAAUAAUUUAAUCCAUCUUGUGUGCAUGCACCGGUUGGAUAGAAUAACACUUUUACCAAAUAAUGCAAUCUGUUACAACAAAACACAAAUUCAUGCAGGUUGUUGUACGAGAUUGUGUUAGAUUGCACAAGUGGACACACCUAGUUUUGGUCAGCAAAGGCUUCAAGAGCUGAUGAGGAUUUUGGUUUUUAGUGACCACUGCAUGAAGCAAUCCUAAUAGAGGGUUUGCAUGAGAUGUCACCGUAUGAAAAAUCUACCACGGUCACCAGGAAACUGACAUCUAGUAUUGGCAUGCAAUUUGUAUCUGGAUAUUUUCAGUGUAAAUCCAAGCAGAAUCAGAAUGUGAUUGGAUCAGCCAAUCAGACCACCUGUGAAAGGUGUAAAUGACAUCUGUACGGUUUUGGAACAAUUAAGAAAGAAAUCUGACGGGUUAGACAAGCUAGCACUAGUUCUGAUUCAUUCAUUCAUUAUCCUUUAUCUGAGCUGGAGUCGCAGGGAGCUGGAGGCAGUCUACCCAGUCUAAACUAACCUGCAGCCGCUGUACAGUCAUGGAAAAAAUUAUUAGACCACCCUUUUUCUUCAACAACAAAAAUAGUUCAUAAGAGUUUAAUUUAAGAGCUGAUAUCUAGACAUUGUCCAUGGUUUUCUUGAUAAUAACCAAAAUAAUUAUCAAGAAAACCAUGGAAAAUGGCUAUAUAUAUAUAUAUAUAUAUAUAUAUAUAUAUAUAUAUUUGCAGUGUAUUAAAACAAAACUACAUGGUUAGGUUUAGGAAAAUAUCAUGGUUUGCAUACUUAAAAUAAGUAUGUUUGUUACGUAAGUUAAGUUACGUAAGUUAGUUAGGUAAGUCUAUUUAAUUAAACAACAUUAACUUUUGACUUCACACCGGACACAAACAAUGGUCUCCUGGGUGAAAAUUACCUGAAAAAUUCCCCAAGCAUAUCUGGCGUGAAAAACACACUAAAAGCAAAAACUGCGUAAUGGUAAAAAGGGAAAUGGCUUGAGAAAUUGGCGUGUCAUUCAUGGCAGGCUGAUCAUUAUAGAUCGAACACAAAACUGACAGAAGGGCGGGAUAAUUAAAAAUGUGUCCUCAACUUCAGCACCAUGGACAGUGCCACGUACCCAUCAAUACACAGCACAGUAAGGUUAUUUCAGAGCCAUGGUCAAGGCCAUAGAUUAUAACACAAAUAGACCUAUCAAUGAGUCAGGAAUAAUACAUAUUCAACUAAAAACCUGUACUCUGCUACUAGGGGAUGGCAUCCCCAUCAAUUUGUUUCUGGUCAUAAUGUUUCCUUAAGAGUCUCCCAUAUUGUUUUAAUUUGUUCUGGGAUGUGCCAUGGUUGUUAACCUGUCUGCCAGUACCACCUACCUAAUUUGCAUAUUGAUCAUAGUGUGACAGAAUGGAUGGGAACAUUAAUUAAAAGCUGGUGUACAGGUGCAUCUCAAUAAAUUAAUAAAUGAAUAAACAGCCCCAACCAAGUAUUGAGUCAUAUAGAUGGACAUACUUUUCAGAGGACAACAUUUCCAUAUUAAACAUACUUUUAAAAUUGGUCUUUUGUAAUAUUCAAAUUUUGUUGAGACACUGAGUUUUAGGUCUUCAUUAAAUGUAAGCCAUAAUCAUAAUAAAUUAAAUAAAUGAAGAAGUGAAAUGUUUCAUUCUGUGUGUAAUGGAUCUAAAUGAUGUGUUAUUCCCACUUUUUGAAUUUAAUUACUGACAUAAACAUACUUUUCUAUGAUAUUCUAAUGUAUUGAGAUGCACCUGUAGAUGCACAGGUCCAUGAUCAGAUGUCAUUACUAGUAGUGUCACAGUUUUAAUUCUAAAUUAAGAAAAUUUAACAAAAUGAGCUUCCAAUUUUGACAAAAAAGCUACAGACCAAAGACCAUAUGGCCUUAGUGUGGUGCAUUCCAAAAGUAUGUGGCGAUUAUAUGACACUUCAUACUUUAUAGCUUAGGCAAGCCAAGGCAAAUGUAUUUGUAUAGCACCAGUCAUAUACAAGGACACUCAAAAUGCGUUACAGAGGCAUAACAAAUACAACAGGCAUUAGAACCUGAAAUGAAAGGAGAAUUAAAAUGUAAUAUUUAGAGAGUAAAAGUGUAUUUAGAAGAGGAUUUUAUUUAUUUAUUUAUUUUUAUUUAACCUUUAUUUUUACAGGUAAUCUCAUUGAGACACAGGGUCUCAUUCUCAAGAGAGACCUGAUUAACAUACAACAGCAAAACAACACACAGUUACAUAGAACAGGACGUUGACACAAAGAGAAAAGAGAACACAGCUCAUAAAAGUAACAAGUGCAAAGUGUCAUGGCAGUAGUUUAAAACUAUCAAGAAAAACAAGAGCAGACCCCCACAGACCAUCUGUCCAGAUUUCGUAAAAAAAAAAAUAGUUUAAAAUCCUCCAGAGGAACAACGAUAGAAAGCUUCAGUUCCUGCUGCAGUUUGUUCCCGGUUGACGGAGGAGAGAGUAGAAAAGGGCCUUUUUCCCCAAAUUCUGUCCAGACCAGCUGGACCGAGAGGAUAAAAACACACCUAGCCUAGUUUGUUAAAGCAGUUAUGUGACAGUUAUGAAUGAUAAUCAAUGCAGCCAUCCGUUCUGGGGAAAAAAACUCAAAAAUGAAUCGAACUGCGACCUUAAAAUCAUGGAUUUAAAUCAAAUCGGGGAUUUGAAGAAUGGGGACACUCCUAGUCUUGAUCCAGAUACAGAUCACAUGUUAAUACCAGGUGGAUGGGGUCUAAACUUCCCGGCAUGUCGUACUCAUCAUUGUUAUAUCUGAAGCUACUUGUACAAGAUUUUGUUAACCUCUCAGUAUCACAGUUGUACUCGUUCACAGCAGCCACAGCAGUGUUUUGGUCAGGCUGCAUCAUAAAAAGGUGACAUCAGUGCAUGCCCUCUUCCUCCCUCUGUAAAUCCUGUCAGUCGUAGGGUUAAGGACACUAUUUAUGUGACGUUAACUGCAGUUUGUCUUACAACCCACUCAAACUACUUGAUUCAUGCUUACAAGAAAACAAGGCCCACGUGGGAAAUUGUUAUGUUAUUGGUGAUUAUAUAUACAUAUAUAUAUUUAACAGUUCAAUAACUUGCAUAUAAAUUCUUUCUUUUUGUUCCUCAGGGUGAAAUGAAGCUUUAGAAUCUCAUAACCCACAUAUAUUCACAAAGCACAGCAAUAAUGAAUUGGUUGCUUUCCAGCCUUGCAGGCAGGUUGACGCUUAUCUAAAAAUUCGCACAGGACUCCUGACGACAAACGUUUUAUAAUGAGACUGUUUCUAUUCUGUUUAUGUUUUGGGUCUGUGCUCCACUUUCAGCAGGCAUUUUUGCACUGAAACUGAUUGACUGAAGUUUUUUCCUUUUAAAGAAAUGUUUUGCCUUUUUUAAAAGUUGCUUGUAAAUGCCAAUGUAUAUACUGCAUAUUUUGUAAAGAAAAUAUUACGGCAGUUUGUCUGCCACAAACCGAAUUGGAGGUUGACACUGUGAUACGCACCUCCAUCAACAUCUAAAGUAAAUAUGUAAUUAAUGAUAAGAGUUUGAAUUGCAUUUGUUGCUUACUUGGUGAACAGAGUUGAGUACAGUGUGAGGAGCUCAGUGAUUUUUGUUGGUACCUUCUCUCCACUCGUUUGCAUGGUUAGGGAAUGAAAAAUGCAAUAUUAUGUUCUAGCAUAGACCCUGUAUAACAUUUUGAUAUGAAGUAUCUAAAUACUGCUCCGAAAGAUUUCAACGUACUGCUCAUAGAUGUGAUCCAAAAUAAAGAAUGGUUCCAAAUUCUGAUUUAUUUAAAGGGUUUCUGUGCAAACACCUCCUGUCUGGGUUUCAUCUCAUGAGUGUAAACUGGUUUUCCUGGUUUGGAGGUGUGUACAAGGCCUUGCAUUCAUGUCCAUUUUACCAUAAAAUGUCAAAUAAAAGCCAGUCAUUCAGACAACGACCAAGUCAUAAAUAACUGUAGGGCUACCUCAGAUGAAGCCCAAAAAAAAUACUCAUAUAGUCAUAGUAAUGUUUCCACUUUACUUUGCAACAGUCAUGUCAUAAUCACCACUCUGUUGCUCUUACUUUCUCUUUUACCGGAAAUACUUCUUUCAUUUACUGCUUAUUUCCUUUUUUAUUUCCUAUUUCCUCUUUCUAAGUAAAGUGUCUUCCUUCAAAGGUUUCACAAAGGGAGAAGGUAUGGCUUAUGAGCAGCUGAAUGGGCCUUAUUUAAAUAUAGCAUAUGGUCUAAAGCGCAUGGUGCAAGUACAGCAUGCCCAACUGCACUACUGGUAGUUAAACGUUGCAUAAUCUGGACAUUAACUAAGGCAGAACUGGAAGAGUGGUUGUAUUUAGUCUAAUUAACCAUUUGUGUGUUUUUCCGUCAGUCAGUCAUUAGAUUAGUAGUAGUAGAAAGUAGUAGAAAGUUUAUUUGUCUUUGCUGUGCCGAUUCUGGCGGGGCUCAAGUCCCUUUUUUUUCUUCAUAGACCAGGCUUGGGUCAGACUCACUCAACCGCAGCAGAAAUUAUAAGUGCGUCUCCAGGAGAGACUUUUACUGUGUGCAUUUACCCAAGAGGGACAGCAGCCAAACGUUAUCGAUUUUUAAAUCUCCAGACACACCGACAGUAUCGGUCAGGAUCUAAUGUUAAGUAAGGUUUUGUGUUCGUCUACACAUUGAAAACAAAAUCACACAGACCAGUCCAGGUUCAUACAGUAGGUGUGUGGGGAUUUUUUGUGUGUAUCAUAGAGAAAUCGCAUCCGAGGGACUGUGCGUCCUAGUGAUUGAUGUCGUAUAAUUGGAAUAAAAGCAGGAAAAUACUGCACCGUUGACUUUAGACCAGGUUUUUGUCGCUAAAUGGCCAAAUAAAUAUUGCUGCCUCAAAAUAGCAAUGUGCCGGAUGUAAUAUAGGGCCCAAAAUGUGAAACCUCUUUGCAGGAAGAAUUUAGUUUCAUUGACAGUAACUUAAUACGAAAACAAUCAAAAUACUCAGAGCAGCAGAGCGGAGAAUAUGGCAUGACUCUUGUGUUGUGUAAGGACAGAAAUGGAUUAUACUGAAUAUAUCGAAGACAAUUUACACAUGAAGGAACUGUUUAGAUGACAUGAACUUGUCAGAGCUGGGUCAGCUGGCCCUGGGUCAAGGAAGGUUAUGGUGAGGGAUUAGGAGAUGUCCUGAGAACGAUGACCAAGAUACACAGUGACUGUGGCACAGCAAAUUAAAACAGUAGCAGAUCAGAAAACGGGACUCUAAUUCAUACAACCCAACAAAGUGCAGGACUAGGACACCUGAGAAAGUUUCAGUUAAAUGUUAUAAUAUAGAAAUGAUGUAGUUACUACAAGCACAUAUUGUAUUGCAAGAUUUGUGUGUUGUUGGAAAAUGAAUUAAAUAUGUUGUCAAUUAACAUUUUCCUGAUACAUUCAGUAUCAGCAUAUUGACACUAGCCAGAUACAUUAAUUAACAUUAAACCUAUUUCAAAAAAUCCGGGCAGCAUUACGUUUCCUUCAAAACAAAUUUGCGGUUGCAAAUUAGUUAUAUAAACUGUAACAGGGUUGUAAAAUAUGAUACAAUACACUUAGAAAACAAGGAAAUUAUAAUAAAAGUCUAAGAUGAGUUAGAUGUAUCUUGUGAGACAACAAAAGAAAACAUGAAUGUAGUGACUUUAGAUCCAUAACUAGGACAAAGCUCAAGUACAAAAAAAAUUAAGAUCUGGCAGCGUUUCAACUGUUUCCUGGUACAAUGACACAAGUCAAGAUUUAAAUAAUCGAGGUUUGAAAUCACACUGCUUGUAUGCCAAUGAUUGUUAAAUUGACUGAAACAAUGUGAGAUAGUUUUGUUGCCUUCCACAAAAGUGGAGAGAGGGUACAUUUUGAUAUCCAAAGGAAUCCUUGCUUUAUCAUUGUCAUUGUUCUCAGUAAGUCGCCCUGACUGAGACGUUGUUUUCUUAAAUUUGUUGUUUUUAUUUUGUGUGCUGUAAUAAAAGUUUAUUCAACAGUAA
Messenger RNA from Centropristis striata (black sea bass), 11113 nucleotides. RefSeq names its product exocyst complex component 6 (gene exoc6). The coding region runs from base 72 to 2546 and encodes 824 amino acids. The transcript is spliced from 24 exons. Gene Ontology annotation, cellular component: membrane; exocyst. Gene Ontology annotation, biological process: Golgi to plasma membrane transport; exocytosis; intracellular protein transport. The record is from RefSeq and is a predicted model, not a curated record. NCBI's taxonomy places the organism in Eukaryota, Metazoa, Chordata, Actinopteri, Perciformes, Serranidae.